Molecule: messenger RNA, 996 nt
Organism: Plasmopara halstedii
Lineage: Eukaryota; Oomycota; Peronosporomycetes; Peronosporales; Peronosporaceae
Product: Armadillo-type fold
Exons: 1
Coding region: 1-996 (331 amino acids)
Source: RefSeq, a predicted model, not a curated record
AUGUUGGAUGCGUACGCCAAGCAACUACAUCAGUGUCUGCAGUGGAAUCCAAUCUAUGGUGUAGAAGGAAAGGAGAAACAGAAGUUUGUGGAAGCACUCACAGAUAUUGCAGCACUUCCUCUUGAUAGUGUGAGUAUGGAAAUUCGCCGCCUACUGAUCGUUUUUAGUGUCGAAACUACAGAGAAUAACCACCCUUCGUAUUUUCACAAUCUAAUCACAGCACUGAGCGCACGUGACAUACAGAUUAAGUGCAAAGCUGCAAUGGCCGUAGGAUCCUUGUGUAUUUCCAGGGUAGCAGGCCAACAACUGUUGGAUCAAUAUGGAGAGCAGAUGCUCAAGAGCUUAACAAAAAUGGCUACAAGAAAGAACCAGUGGGUGCAAGGAGACGCCUUCUACGUUCUUGGAUGGAUGGUAGUCAUUGCUGAUGAAGCAAUGUUAACGUCUAUUUUGCAAUUGCUACCUACUGUUGUCAAAUAUCUACAUCGCAAUGUGCAGUUGUCAUUGGGCACUGAGAAUGAUGGAGAAGAAUCAAGACUGUCAACAUCAGCGCUAGCAUCGUCUGAAGAGGCUUCAAACUUCAGAGUCUAUGCACUUGUACUAUUGCUUAAUUUCAGUCAGCGGCGUGUUGACGCGUUCGUGGAUCAUUUAGAGAAUGUGCUGCUUAUGUUUAAAGACUUGGUCGUCAAGCUUCUCGAACCAAUUUCAACUACAGCUGUCGAUGAUAUUAAUUCCUCACGAUGUCCAAGUUUCUUCGAUGCAUUUGAGUAUGCCGAAGUGCUAAAAUUGGUUAUCACUUUACUAAGUGUACUAAGUGAUCAACUUGAAAGUGCUGCUCCUCAGCUAUUAGAGCUUAAAAUGCUACCUUCUUUGCUAAAACUAAAGCAAGUGCUUGCUCAGCCAACCACAUGUGAUCUUGUUGACGAUGUGAUUCGACAAGAUCUAGUUGAUAGACUAGAAGUUAUUGUCGAAAUCUUAGUAAACUGUAGAUUACUAUAA